Molecule: messenger RNA, 2842 nt
Organism: Pomacea canaliculata
Lineage: Eukaryota; Metazoa; Mollusca; Gastropoda; Architaenioglossa; Ampullariidae
Product: inactive polypeptide N-acetylgalactosaminyltransferase-like protein 5
Exons: 10
Coding region: 503-2515 (670 amino acids)
Cellular component (GO): Golgi apparatus
Source: RefSeq, a predicted model, not a curated record
AAUUUUGGGAUCACAAGUUCAGCCAUCUCACGGCUGAAGGAACAGCUUCCACUUGGAUCUUAAUCACGUGACAGGAGGAAACCUCGAGCCCUCACUGACCUUUUCCGAACCACGGAUUUAUCUGCCCUCGUGUCUGGUGACCUCGAUGUCAGCACACGAUGGUGGUUCUCUGACAAGCGCGUGGUGACCCAUCAUGAAGACCUCAUCCAGACCUCAUCGGUGAUCCUUGAUAUCAUCGUUGAACUUCAAGAAGAAGCAGGAGAGAGGAGGUGGCCUCAGGUUUAAGCUUGUGAGUGCUGCCGAGUGCAGCCACAAAGUGGCCUGGCCGUGGCUUCGUUCCCAAGGUGCAUCUCGCGUCGUCGAGGCGCCAUGAAGAUGCUGGCGAGAUACGGGCUGGCGGCAGCGGCCGUUGUGCUGCUGCUGCUGUGCCUCCGCGUGCUGCUGCAGCUACCACCGCUCGACGACGGGACCGUGGGACGAGCACGCGGCGACCGCCGCCGGCAUGGGGUCAGGAGGGUCAGGGGGGUCAGAGAGAUGUGGAGCGGAGGCACGACGGGGUGAUGCGGAACAACCCGCUGUUGACAGGGGAGAUGGGGCGCGGGGUCGUGCUGGCCCCGGAGGAGAAGGCGCGGGGGACGCGGCGCUGAGGAAGUACAAUGUUAAUGUGUUGGCCAGUGAUCUCAUCUCACUCAACAGACAGGUUCCGGACUCAAGACCUAAAGGAUGCGAGAACCUGCACUACCCCAUCGACCUGCCCACCACAGCCGUCGUGAUCCCCUUCCACAAUGAGUGGCCCUCCGUGCUCCUCCGCACCGUGCACAGCAUCAUCUCACGAACUCCGCCCUCGCUGCUGAAACAGAUCAUCCUCGUCGACGACGCCAGCGACCUCGCUGCCCUCAAGGAAGAUCUGGACCUGUAUCUUCAGCAGCACUUCCCAGAGAACUUGGUGAAAGUGGUUCGCCUCCCUCAGCGGGCCGGUCUGAUCAGAGCGAGGCUGGAGGGCUUUCGUCACGUGACCACGGAGGUCGUGUCCUUCUUCGACAGUCACAUGGAGGUCAACGUGGACUGGUUGCAACCGCUGCUGGUGGAGAUCAAGCGGGACCGGAGGACCGUGGCGAUGGGACACCUCGACUACAUCCAGCCCGACACCUUCCAGUACUCCUACGUACCCGAGUACCACACCCGCUACGGCUUCGACUGGCGCCUCGUGUUUUUCGAGACCUACUUCCUGAAGUCACAGGAGAGGGGCAAGACCGUCUCCGACCCACUUCCGGGUGUGGUCAUGGUGGGUCCGGCCUUUGCCAUCAACUCGGACUACUUUCGCGAGAUCGGGACCUACGACAGUGGCAUGAAGAUCUGGGGUGGAGAGAACUUGGAGCUGGCCUGGCGGGUUUGGUUGUGUGGUGGUCGCCUGGUGCACCUGCCGUGCUCCAAGAUAGGUCACAUCGCCCGCCCGCAGCCCUACACCUUCCCGGAAGGCAGGUACGAGACAGAGAUUCACAACUACAAGCGAGCUGUAGAGGUCUGGAUGGGGCCUUAUAAGCGCUUUGUCUACGAGCACCACCCGAGGAUGAAAGAGCUCGAUGUCGGCGACCUCACUGAGCGCCUCCUGCUGAAGAAGAAUCUUGGCUGCAGAAACUUUUCGUGGUUCUUGAAGAACGUGUGGCCAGAGCUGUACCCGUACAACGACAACGCCACUCACUGGGGUGGGGUGACCCAUCUGAGUGAAACUUUGUGCCUGGACAACGGCGAGUUUCUCUUCGUCGGACCAGAACCGUUGCGGACCAAACGCUGUAACUUUAACUCCUUUUCUCAGGGUUUCUCACUAACGACCGACCGCCGCUUAAGGACCACCCUUCAAUGUGUAGGCGUGCAGGAGGAAGGUGAGGACAUGGUUCCCGUCCUCAUCACCUGUAACGACGGCGCCGUCCACACCUGGAUGUACACACCUAGUAAACAGCUCAAACACGACCAGACCGGCUUGUGCUUACAGCUGAUGCAGGGGCCCAAACUGGUGAUGCAGGUCUGCAGGAAUGGAGAGGACUCCCAGGUGUGGGAGUUCCGAGAGCAGGGCGACCCUACCAGCAUAGCUGACCUGGAGGUCGAUCAGGCCCAGCGCCAUAGGGAGCGAGGCGCCAGCAUGGAAACCAAGUCCCCCGUGCAGAUGCUGUACGAGUUGGAGCAGCAGAUGAGGAACAUGAGCCUGAACUUGCACCAGCCCAUCCUUAAGGACUUUACAGCGCUCGCUGCAGGCCAAGUCAGACAAAACUUUGGCACUCCCGAAGGUGAGGGUCAGAAGAUCCACGCGGCACCAGGCAACAGGCAACAUCCAGAGAUCCCAGGGGCUGUGGGCCAUGAUAAGCCAAUAUCGAGAGAUCUCAUUUUCACCCCGAGAAGGCCACGACUGGGAGAGGGGGUUGCCACAUCAGCAUCUGCGACAGGGCGAAUCGCUUCGAGUAAAAGAAGACAAAGUCAUGCGUUGGACUGGAAGCGAGUGGACAAGGUCUGGAGGUAGCCGGUCGAAGAAGGGAGGGGCAGGGAGCAUGGUCCUGUGGACAGACCGCGGCAGCAAACACCACAGCAUGCACACCAGGUCCACGACCAGCGGCAGCCUGAUCAUCGAGUUUGGAAGCCACGUUCAGCGAGAUUUGGCGAUGACAUUGUCGAGCAGGAUGUUAGAUAAUUCUUUGUGACAUCGAAGAAGUCUGCAGCCACCAUUUUGUUUGGGUCUUGUUAAUUCUUCUCUGAACAUUUCUGUCUUAAAACAUAUUUAAACAGAUUUGAAAAUAUUGACAUUUAAAUUUGGACUACUGUGUUCCCUUGUAAUGCAUAUUUCAAAACU